CAUAAAGAUGGAACUCGAUCUUUCUCCGAAGUUGGCGAAGAAAGUAUACGGAGACGAUGGUGGAAGCUACCAUGCUUGGUGCCCUAAUGAACUUCCUAUGUUGCGUCAAGGCAACAUUGGUGCUGCCAAAUUAGCUCUUGAAAAGAACGGCUUUGCCCUUCCUGGUUACUCGGAUUCUUCUAGAGUUGCUUAUGUUCUUCAAGGAGUCGGAGUUGCCGGGAUUAUUCUGCCUGAAUCCGAGGAGAAGGUGAUUUCUAUCAAGAAGGGUGAUGCCAUCGCCCUUCCUUUCGGUGUUAUCACCUGGUGGUAUAACAAGGAGGACACUGAAUUGGUCGUCCUUUUCAUGGGAGAUACUUCAAAAGGUCAUAAAGCCGGUCAAUUCACGGAUUUCUUUCUCACCGGCUCCAACGGCAUCUUCACCGGCUUCACGACAGAUUUUGUGAAAAGAGCAUGGGAUGUGGAUGAUGAAACUGCUAAGGCUCUUAUCGGAAACCAAAACGGAAAAGGCAUCGUCAAGCUCGAUGCCAAUGUUAAGAUGCCCGAACCGAAGCCGGAUCAUCGAAAGGGAAUGGCUUUGAACUGCGAGGAAGCUCCGUUGGAUACCGAUAUCAAAGGCGCUGGCAAUGUUGUUCUCUUGAACACCAAAAACCUCCCUCUAGUCGGUCAGGUAGGGUUAGGUGCUGACCUCGUUAGGUUGGAAGGCAAUGCAAUGUGCUCUCCUGGCUUCUCUUGCGAUUCGGCCUUGCAGGUUACGUACAUUGUCAAGGGCAGCGGUCAUCUCCAAGUCGUCGGCGUCGACGGCAAGCGGGUACUGGAAACUGUUGUGAAAGCGGGUAAUCUGUUGAUCGUUCCGAGGUUCUAUGUUGUUUCGAAGAUUGCGGAUCAGGACGGCUUAUCGUGGUUCUCAAUCAUUACCACACCCAACCCUAUGUUCACCCACUUGGCCGGAAGCAUUGGGGCGUGGAAGGCCUUAUCUCCUGAAGUUCUUCAAGCGGCAUUCGAGGUUCCAGCCGAGACAGAGAAGGUUUUCCGUUCCAAGAGGACAAAUGAUGCCAUCUUCUUCCCACCACCAAAGUGA
This is a messenger RNA of Hibiscus syriacus, 1078 nucleotides long. Its product is annotated as glutelin type-A 2-like. Gene Ontology annotation, molecular function: nutrient reservoir activity. The record is from RefSeq and is a predicted model, not a curated record. NCBI's taxonomy places the organism in Eukaryota, Viridiplantae, Streptophyta, Magnoliopsida, Malvales, Malvaceae. Bases 8 to 1078 code for a protein of 356 amino acids. The transcript has a single exon.